Messenger RNA from Ixodes scapularis (black-legged tick), 1489 nucleotides. Its product is annotated as tigger transposable element-derived protein 4. Bases 147 to 1436 code for a protein of 429 amino acids. NCBI's taxonomy places the organism in Eukaryota, Metazoa, Arthropoda, Arachnida, Ixodida, Ixodidae. The transcript has a single exon. Gene Ontology annotation, molecular function: DNA binding. The record is from RefSeq and is a predicted model, not a curated record. Gene Ontology annotation, cellular component: nucleus.
UGCGAAAGACGCCUUUUGAGGAAAUAGAGAACGUCCUUUUUCUCUGGUUUAAGCGCGCGCGAAGUGCUAAUUUCCCGAUCAGCGGCCCCAUCCUCGAAGAAAAGGCUGGAGAGAUUGCGUCUCAGUUGGGAAUAGAUAACUUCAAAAUGAGCGACGGUUGGCUCAGCCGUUUUAAAAAGCGCCACGGCCUAGUCUUUAAGACUAUUUCUGGGGAAGGUGCAGCAGUCAACAGAAACCUUUGUAGCAACUGGCAGCAGGGGCGGUUGCAGGAAAUUCUGCAAACCUUUGAAGCACGAGAUGUGUACAACGCCGACGAGCUGGGACUGUUCUACAAGGCGCUCCCGACCAAGACUCUCACCUUCAAAGGGGAAACUUGUACUGGGGGUAAGCGGAGUAAAGAGCGCAUCACAGUGCUGGUUGGUGCCAAUAUGGACGGCAGUGAUAAGUUGAGGCUGGUGGUAGUGGGAAAAGCGCAAAACCCUCGUUGUUUCAAGGGUGUGGUACUGCAAAGUCGAAGAAAGCAGCAAAGAAAAGCAGAGCGUGGAAAACUACGAGGACAAAAGAAGCAGCAGGACAACGUAUCCAGUGGGCGCCACUCCUCUGUGUGUAGUAAAGGCAUCCGGGAGCUGCCCGUCACUUAUUAUGCAAACAGAAAAGCGUGGAUGACGCAAACGAUUUUCGAAACCUGGCUGCGAGAACAGGAUGCGAGAUUUACCCGUGAGGGCAGGAAAGUCGUCUUUAUUGUAGACAACUGCCCCGCCCAUGGUGAAGUGGAUGGGCUUAAGUCGAUCAUCCUUGAGUUCAUGCCACCGAACGCAACUGCAGUAAUCCAGCCAAUGGACCAAGGCGUUAUUCAGAACCUGAAAGUCUACUACCGCCGCCAGCUACUCCACCGAAUGCUUCUUUGUGCAGACAGUGGGAAAGAUUAUAGUGUGAACUUGCUUUCGGCACUUCACAUGCUGACCUAUGCCUGGGAGCAAGUUAAAGUCUCAACCGUGCAAAGAUGCUUUCACCACGCUGGCUUCGCAAGGCAAGAAGUCAUUCCAGAGGAGGAAGGGGAUACUGCUGAUGCUGAUGCGGCUGAUGCUGACAUCCUUUUCGGUCAGCUGGUAUCUUCCACUUCUUUCACACGACAAGAUUAUGAAACGUUAGAUGCAAACGUCACCACGUGUCGUGAAGAGAGCAUUGAAGAGCUGGUAGCUGAAGUUCAAGGUGAGGAGGCCUCAAGCUCCAGUGAAGAUGACGUGGAAUGCAAUGACCCCGGUCCUGCUGCAGUGCCAGACUGCACAGCGAGGGAGGCUGUUGCUCUCUUGCAGCGCUACUUUGAAUCUGAAGGCUGUGCGGAAUUUCUGCGCAACCUCCAAGGCAUGCACACCUACUUCGUCAAAAAGCGAUUACAAAAUGCAAAACAAACUACCAUUACCUCUUUUUUCUAGUCAGCUACAUUAGCUGGACAUCAUGCUUGUGAAAUAAAGUCAUAUUUCACUCA